Molecule: messenger RNA, 1443 nt
Organism: Bactrocera neohumeralis
Lineage: Eukaryota; Metazoa; Arthropoda; Insecta; Diptera; Tephritidae
Exons: 1
Coding region: 101-1384 (427 amino acids)
Source: RefSeq, a predicted model, not a curated record
UUCAGCUUCAGCUUCUAAUGCAGUUCAGACUACAUCCAGAAGAUUACUUAUUUGAAAAUAUCCUUUUUAGAGACUCCUCAGUGGCAUCUUUCCUUACAAUAUGACAGCUACAAUUGAGUUAAGCAACAAUGCUUUGCACAGACUUUGCCAGAGCUACCACAAGUACAAUGAGUUCAAACAGCCACGUACACUAGAGGUUCUCAGUUAUGAGCAUUCAGCCAACGCAGACACCGUCACUGGUUUUCUGGGUCGCCACCAAUUCCUCACGCUUAAAGUGCGUCGAAUUGAUGCCGAAGGAAAGGAGCAUUUGGAAAAAGUACGUUUUUUCACCAAAUCUCCACCAUUGGAAUUGGCAUCUCGUAUGGAGUAUGUAGAAGAGUUUGGCGUUUUCAAAAAAGAGGUUAGUGUAUACCGCCAGUUAUUGCCUCAAUUGCAAAAAAUUAUUCCACAUGUGGCUCCUAAUUGCUACUACGCUGACGAGCGCCUACUUGUCUUCGAACAUCUUGCGGAUCAGAAAUUCCGCAUGGCCGCCGGUCGUGACGGCAUUCUCAACUAUGAUCACCUACAUUGUGUGUUGAAAACACUUGCAGCGCUGCAUGCCAGUUCCAUAAUCUAUGAAGUGCGUUGUGGACGUAAGUUGAAUGAGCUACAUCCCGAGGCUGUGGUGGAGAACUCUUAUCCGUUGGGCAUUCCGGAGACUCACGUGCGUAAACAAAAUUUCAAUAAUGCAAAUCGAGUAUUUGCGGAACUGAUAAAAUUACUGCCGAAAUAUCAAAAGAAUUUGGACUAUAUCUUAAAGGAGUUUCCGAAACGCAUGGCGGUGAUCUUCGAAUUGGCACAGACGUCGGACAAAUAUCGAAACGUAUUCUGUCAUGGCGACCUGUGGGCAAACAAUGUCAUGUUUCAGUAUAGCAAAUCUAGUAAGACGCCCAUACAGUGCCGUGUGGUAGACUUUCAGCUUUGCCGUUAUGCACCGCCCAUGUUAGAUGUGAUAACAAUACUCACCAUACCGACAAGCAGUAGCUUCCGAAAGCAAUAUUUAACUGAAUUACUCGAUGACUACUAUAGUUUUCUGUCCAAAUUCAUGGAGCGGGAGCGUCUCAACAUUGAAGACUACUUAGCGCGCCAAGAGUUCAAUGAGACGGCAGACAAAUUUCGCAUUGUUGGACUUAUUGAGAGUCUACUUUUCUCUCACUUGACGGAUCUGCCAACAGAACUGGCAGAAGCUGUAACCUCGUCGGCGAACGGGUUCACCGAUUUCUUUGAUGCCAAACGUGUGGAGAUGUGUUUGGAAGCUUUUCGCACCGAUGACGUAUAUCGGGAAAGAAUCACGGACAUGCUGGAAGAUUUUGUAGAUAAUUUUGUGUUAAACAACCAACAUUAAUAUUUGUGACUGUGCAGCGGAAAGAAAGUUAUAGUUUCAAUAAUAUAUAUAGAUUUAAA